Messenger RNA from Cyprinodon variegatus (sheepshead minnow), 2579 nucleotides. RefSeq names its product grainyhead-like protein 2 homolog (gene grhl2b). Gene Ontology annotation, biological process: neural tube development; brain development; regulation of transcription by RNA polymerase II. Gene Ontology annotation, cellular component: nucleus. The transcript is spliced from 17 exons. Gene Ontology annotation, molecular function: RNA polymerase II cis-regulatory region sequence-specific DNA binding; DNA-binding transcription activator activity, RNA polymerase II-specific. The record is from RefSeq and is a predicted model, not a curated record. The coding region runs from base 336 to 2279 and encodes 647 amino acids. Lineage: Eukaryota; Metazoa; Chordata; Actinopteri; Cyprinodontiformes; Cyprinodontidae.
CCUAAAGCGGACAUUAAAAGGCAAAUAUUAGAGCGCAUGGCAGCAGGAUGUUUGUCGAUGUUUGCCCUGCACUCUACACAAAGUGAAGAAGAGACAAAACAAAGCUGUUGGAGUUGAGGUGGGAAGGGCUUUUCACCUGCCAGGUAGAUAGAGGACAGGAGCGGGGAGGGGAGAGACCGUCCCGGACAGGAGAGGAGAGGGGCAGGGAGGAAAGACGCGCGCGGGGCGAGAAAAGUCGACUUACCUGUAGCCCAACUUCUGGCAAACUCACUCUGCUACCUGCUCCAACUUGAAAGUCCAGUUUCACAAGGAAGAACCGUAGAGGAAGCAAAAAUAUGUCACAGGAGACAGACAAUAAGCGUUUGGUGGUGGUUGUUCCCAAUGAGAGCUCUUUCCCCGCCGUGAGGCGCGCCUACACCAGUGAAGAUGAGGCGUGGAGGUCAUACCUGGAGAACCCGCUGACGGCCGCCACCAAGGCUAUGAUGAGCAUCAAUGGAGACGAGGACAGUGCCAACGCAUUAGGUCUGCUGUACGACUACUACAAGGUGCCCAAAGAAAAGAGAGUUUUGGCAAUUCCCAAAGUUGCUGAAAUUCCAGAAGACCCAGAGAAGAGGUCAGUACUGCCAAACAACUCUACCAACCAAAACGAGGUGGAGUCAGUGGACAACCGGGUCCAGGUCCUUAAAACCGUCCCGGUGAAUCUUUCACUCAGCACCGAUCACCAGGAGCCCAAAAGGGAGCAGCUGUGCAACUCAACAGGGGAGACCCCACUGGACGGAGCCCCGCCGCCGGCCGUAGCCAUAGUCAAAGCUGAAGUGUACGCCCCCGUCUUCAUGACAGGACCCCCGCUCCACUACAGGGUGGAAGGAGAGGAGCGGGUGGUCUACGAGCAGAGUCAGUACGAGGUGGCCACCGUCAGCCCCUACGUGAAGGAGGACCAGCAGAGUCCACCUGACAGCCCCUAUGAGGAGGAGACAGACGGGGGCCAGAAACAGGUGGGGGAGGGGAAGCUCUUUGCUACCCUCUGUUCCAAACAGCUGGAGAACACUCCAGCCGCUCCACUACUUUCCCCUGCAAUAAAACGGCUCCAAACUGUAGAAAAGAAGUACCACUCACCUUCCUCUCUCGCUACAGAUGACUUCUUAUUUCACCAGGAGGGAGUAGGCAGCUUUCAGUAUACGUUGGAUGCCACACGCUCGCUACGCCAGAAACAAGGCGAGGGACCCAUGACUUACCUAAACAAAGGCCAGUUUUACGCUGUGACGCUCAGUGAGCUCAGCGCCAACAAGCGCCUCCGUCACCCUAUUAGCAAAGUCCGGAGCGUUAUCAUGGUGGUGUUUAGUGAGGACAAGAACCGGGACGAGCAGCUUAAAUACUGGAAGUACUGGCACUCACGGCAGCACACAGCCAAACAGCGAGUUCUGGACAUUGCUGAUUACAAAGAGAGCUUCAACACAAUCGGGAAUAUCGAAGAAAUCGCCUACAAUGCCAUUUCCUUCACCUGGGACGUGAACGAAGAGGCCAAGAUCUUCAUCACCGUUAACUGUCUAAGCACAGACUUCUCAUCUCAGAAGGGGGUGAAGGGCCUUCCUCUGAUGAUCCAGAUUGACACGUACAGCUACAACAACCGUAGCAACAAGCCGCUCCAUAGGGCGUACUCACAGAUCAAGGUCUUCUGUGACAAGGGAGCUGAGAGAAAAAUCCGGGAUGAAGAAAGAAAAUUACUGCGCAAGAAAUCCAAAGGGAAAGACGGUGGCGUCGGUGUAAUAAACAUUCCUAAAAAGUCUGAAGUCACCUUCUUUAAGACCAUAACUGACUUGGAGGCCCAACCAGUACUUUUCAUCCCUGAUGUUCACUUUGGUAACCUGCAGAGAGCUGGACAGGUGUUUACCUUCAACACAGAAGAUAUCGACAAAGAAGGCACUGUGUUGGUGAAGAGGAUGUACAGGUCAUCUGAUGAAGACCUUUGCCCGUCACCGCACAAACAGAUCCGGGAGGAGACGCACAAAAGAGUGUUGCUGUAUGUCAGAAAGGAGACAGAUGAAGUGUUUGAUGCUCUGAUGCUGAAGUCUCCGACCCUCAGAGGACUGAUGGAGGCUAUAUCAGAGAAGUAUGGCGUACCCACAGAGAGGAUAGCCAAGGUGUACAAGAAGAGUAAAAAAGGAAUCUUGGUGAACAUGGACGACAACAUCAUCGAGCACUACUCCAACGAAGACACUUUUGUCCUCAACAUCGAGAACUGUGCAGAAGCCUACAAGAUCAUCCUAACAGAGAUCUGACAGUCUGUCUUCAGAUCUCUGAGACUGCUGGAUAAACCGAUCAUUUGCUGGACUAUAAACCGCUCUUCGGAGGAAUUUGCCUUUGAAGAUGGCGCCAACUCUCAUGAUACCCAUACUUACCUCUAUGAAGCAGUUCUGAUUUCUUACGCAGGAUGAUAAAUAAAGGACACUGUUGAACUGAUGUUUAGAAGAAAUGCUGGACUCCAUACCCACAAACUUCAGUUUACUUAAUCUUUAUACUGUAUAAACUUUGUAAAAAUUGAUCAUGUACAGAUGGGUUUUUUUUUUUUUUUGCCAAAU